Alosa sapidissima (American shad) is the source of this 1550-nucleotide messenger RNA. RefSeq lists its product as uncharacterized. The coding region runs from base 199 to 1065 and encodes 288 amino acids. The transcript has 6 exons. Lineage: Eukaryota; Metazoa; Chordata; Actinopteri; Clupeiformes; Clupeidae. The record is from RefSeq and is a predicted model, not a curated record. Gene Ontology annotation, molecular function: transmembrane signaling receptor activity. Gene Ontology annotation, cellular component: plasma membrane.
GACUUUUGCACAGUACCAUUGUGAGGUAUAGGUCAGAGUGGGGUCAGACAGAGUUCACCACAUCCUUGUCUGAAACAGACCAAAACCCACAGAUGUGAAACUCGGCAUGAGAUUGGCCACAGACUCCUAUGAAGUGACUGUUGAAGAAGGUUAAAAACGCACACAAACACACAGAGACACACACGGCUACAUGCCACUAUGAAGGAUCAAAGGACGCCUAGGAACUGUGUAUGUGUCUUUCUCAUCUCCCUCUCUCUGGUCUCAGUUGUGUGGUGUCAGACAGAGAGGACGAUGUUAAGAAAACUUGUUGGAAAGACGGCCAUCUUUAACUGCCCGUAUGAAAGUGUGUACAGAGACUCCCCCAAAUACCUUCAGAAGAAAGAGUAUAAUGUCACACUUGUUAGAUCUGAUGGACAGAAGGCUUCGACAACUGUUGGGCGAUGCAUUUUGUAUGACAAGAAAAAGAGCAGCAGGUUUGAUGUGCACAUUCUGCAUUUGACCCUCAAUGACACUGGAACGUACGUGUGUGGAGUGGAGGCAGGAGGAGGCAGAGACCAACAGGAGACCGAACUUGAGGUCUACGAUGAAACAGGUCAGACAACGGUGAGAUAUGAUAGCAUAACCUCACUUUUCAACAGAACAACAACAACAACAACAUCAACAACAACAGCAACAUCUCCAUUCAUCACUAAACUCUUGGCUCCUGUUCUGGCAGCAGCUCCAGUGCUGGUGUUGAUAGGGAUCGGCAUAGUCUGCAUCAGGAUGAGAAGGAAGACAAGAAGAUCAACAGAGAGGUCGCAGGCUCCUCGAACAUCAAAUGACAUCAGUCUGACAUCAAAUGAAAGAGCUAUAUUGCAGGACAACAUUUAUGCUCAAGACACACCCUCCACUCGGCCGCUGUCCAGCUCUGAUCUGAUCCAGCCCUCCUCCAUCAGCAACCUGCCCGCAUCUCAUUCAAGCCUCAUCCUCUACCCUCCCGUGGCCAAUCAGAGGCCGGCGCAGAUAAACACAGACUCACACAUCCCUGUCUACUCCCUCCUUACACUUCCAGAUGAGGCCUCAUGAGAGAGUGUGCAAGAGAAAGUAUGAAAACGUGCCACUCUGUAUAAAUUAAUCAUUAUAAUGAAGGCGUAGUCAAGGAUUUUACAUGAUUUCAAGUCCAAAUAUGUUUUGUCACAUUCAGAAAUCUCGUCACGGCUUGGUCUUUUUUUGGCCCCCACCGUCGUUGCCUAACCCUAACCUUAAUAUGUAAUGUACAUUUUUUUGGCACAAAAGUGUCUGCUAUACAUUUAAAUAUAAACAUAAAUACAAACAAACAUGACUUCCUGCACAAUCCCUGAGCGCACCUUUAAUAUUCUAUAUUAAUCAUGAGAGAGCUUGUUAAUGUUAAUUAGAGUUUGUGAAAACCACAAGAUAAAGAAUGUAGUCAAUAUUUUUACAUACAUAUGCGACUAAUACACAGUCUUAAACUUACACAGUUUUAUAUUUCAUAUAAUGUUGAUAUUUUGAUAUUAUUUUCUACAGCAUGCAGUGCAGAGAGAGAGAGAGGG